CCCCGGAUAGAUGGUAUCCAACGCUUCCUAAUCCGGAUCAUUUUAACCUGGAAGUUCAAUUUUAACUAUGACGACUACUUUGAAUUUACAAGAUCAAUGGAUGUGUCAAUAGGCACUUCAGGAACCUUACACAACGCCUGAAGUGUACGCGUGCACUGGACCGACGGAGCUAUAAAAGAGCUUGUGACCAAAACAAAGCUGAAUCUUGACAGUGAAAGCCGUUAGAAGGCCGUCUGCGGACUGUCUCGCGCCUCUCCCGGGGGCUAAACACGCAGGCCUGUCCGGCGGCAGCUGCACAGAUGCCCGGUGGAAGAUGGGAACGUCGCAACAGCUAGAUAUGGAGGUGAUGACCCCGCUUAUUGAGGCUCCGGGCGAGGGUGCGGAUGAGAACACUGAUGAGGACCAGGACCCAGAGCUGCUGUCUCUCAGACAGUACAAACCGGGCAGCGAGGAGGGCAUCACGUUCAGCCAAGCGCUCAUCCACCUUCUGAAGGGCAACAUUGGGACUGGUCUGCUGGGCCUUCCUCUGGCUGUGCGCAAUGCAGGCAUCAUUGUGGGGCCCAUUUGCCUUCUGUUGAUGGGUGUGGUCUGCGUUCACUGUAUGCACAUCCUGGUCCACUGCAGUCACCAUCUGUGUGAGAGGUAAAGGAUUUACCUACUUGUUAUUACAUCAUGCAUAUCAGCUAGCCAGACAGUCAGAUAGACAGCCAGCCAGUCAAACGGCUUAUUUUCUUGUUAAACCCAAUGGAUGCACCCUGCAGGACUUCAGAUCCCCUCUAGGGGGCACACACCCAAAGACAAACA
This is a messenger RNA of Hypomesus transpacificus, 804 nucleotides long. RefSeq names its product proton-coupled amino acid transporter 4-like. Gene Ontology annotation, biological process: L-alanine transport; amino acid transmembrane transport. The transcript has 5 exons. Gene Ontology annotation, cellular component: vacuolar membrane. Gene Ontology annotation, molecular function: L-proline transmembrane transporter activity; L-alanine transmembrane transporter activity. Bases 314 to 646 code for a protein of 110 amino acids. The record is from RefSeq and is a predicted model, not a curated record. NCBI's taxonomy places the organism in Eukaryota, Metazoa, Chordata, Actinopteri, Osmeriformes, Osmeridae.